UCACCGCCGCAGACCGCCGGGCUCUCUGCUCUUCAGAUCCACAUAUGGAUUUCCCCGACCAGUGACACCUGAGUGUUGGAUCUGAACGGGCGGGCUCUGCUGACUGAGAUGGCGUCCUCCCUGAAGGUCCUAGGCCCUCUCUUGGCCCUGCUGGUUCCCGUAGGCGGGCUGCUGGUCCCCAGCCAGAGCCCUUCCUGGAGGGAAUUCAUGACACAGCACUACCUGAGCCCGAGCUGGAAAUUCAGCGACUACAAAUGCGAUGCGCUCAUGCGGGAAAGAGAAGCUCCCCAAGACGGGAGCCAUCACAUCUUCAUCUAUAGCUUUUGGCACAGAAUCGAGCGUAUUUGCCUCAGGAAGUGGAGAGACCAUUCCAGAAAUGUAUACGUAUGGGCCCAGCAUCCCUUCAAAAUACUGCAGUGCUACCAGGAGGGUAACGGGAAGAGCUACCGAGGGCAGAGCAGUUACAGCUACGUUGAGUUCCACUGCGGCGGGGACGGGCACGUCGACGGCAUAGAGGACAUCCAGGUGUUAGACAUCAAGACAUAGAAAGUCUUCCCACACCCCCAGGCUCGAGUAGGGUGUCCAGUGCUGCCCACGUGGGAGCCCCUGCCUACGUCAACAGCCCUUGCUACUCUCUCCUUUGCAUUUAUGUGCCAGUGUUUUCCACCUACGUAAGAGUCAUGCCUCAUCACACGCUUUCCUCCUGUCAAAACCACCUGCACGGUUUCUCGGCGCAGAAUACCCGUGUGCCCUCAUUUAUCUGAUUUGCUCUUGCAGAUUUUUAAGAUUAAGCUCUAUGGCUUCUCUGUAGCUUCUCUGUUUUACUGAACCAGGGGUGUUCCUGAUAUGCAUUCUCCUUGUACCGACCUGAGCAGAAUGUUCCACGCUUCCCUAAAUAAAUGGUAUCAUUCCAAUGUGUAUGACAUUCAUGUAUGUUAUGUGUUGUGCGAUUGGUGGAGGUGUUCCAGGGUGCGUGAUGCAGCUAAUGCUUGGAUAUGAUGUGUGCAGAAUGUAAGGUUUAAGGUGCGUGUCAUUGGUCUCGUUCCUUCAACGUGUCUCCAAGGAAACGCACGCA
Molecule: messenger RNA, 1075 nt
Organism: Ailuropoda melanoleuca (giant panda)
Lineage: Eukaryota; Metazoa; Chordata; Mammalia; Carnivora; Ursidae
Product: epididymal secretory protein E3-beta-like
Source: RefSeq, a predicted model, not a curated record